AUGCAAUCGCUUUUGGCCGAUCUAGAUACGAACGGAAGAGGAAAGACUCGCACAGUUGCUUUGGACGUGCGGAGCCCGGCCGAAGUAUCGCAGACCGGUCCUUUGUCUCCCAGCGUCAUUACGUUCCCGCUGAAUCUGAUUCAGGAAGGAGCAUUUGCCAUGCCCGAGAAAGAGUUCCAGAAAAAGUACGGCAUUGCUAAACCUCUGCCCGACGAGAGGCUGGUCUUUUCCUGUAAAUCAGGUAUGCGCGCCGGUAUGGCGGCAGACAUAGCAGCCAAAGCGGGCUACAAAAAUGUCGUGGUCUACCCUGGUGGUUCCGCGGAAUGGUUCUAA
Messenger RNA from Phaeodactylum tricornutum CCAP 1055/1, 333 nucleotides. RefSeq lists its product with no specific name. Gene Ontology annotation, cellular component: mitochondrion. The coding region runs from base 1 to 333 and encodes 110 amino acids. NCBI's taxonomy places the organism in Eukaryota, Bacillariophyta, Bacillariophyceae, Surirellales, Neidiaceae. Gene Ontology annotation, molecular function: thiosulfate-cyanide sulfurtransferase activity. The transcript has a single exon. The record is from RefSeq and is a predicted model, not a curated record.